UGGAGAGGAAGAGGGGGAGAGGGUAGUGGUGGAUGGAGAGGAGGAGGAUGGAGGAGUAGACCAUGGAGAGGUGGUGCGCGGGGAGGAGGAUCAGGACACGAUACCUUAAGCAGCCAGAGAGUCCUCUGUCAGGCGACUCUGGACGUGCUGUGUCCGUACAAAGGCUGGACGCUCUACUUCAUAGAAGGCUUCAUAGAGAGCUCGCCUAUUGUGGAGAAGAUCAAAGUGUUUGAGAAAUAUUUCACCUCCAAGAUUCAACUGUAUGACAAGGAUGAGAUCGAGCGUCAGGGCAGCGUUCUGGUGGAUUACGCCGACUUGACUGGAAACGAAACCGUGCGUGGAGCUCUCCCUGAUCUGACCACGGAGCUGAAGGAACAGCCGGAGAUGAUGCUCAACUGUUUGGGAUUGGCCGUCCACCAGGUGUUGACACUAGAUUUGGAGAAACAGGCUGCUGAGCUGCAAGGGGAGGAGCUUCCCGUCGCUCCACCGAUCGUCAACAUCCCUCACAUCAGCGCGAGGCUCUACAACUACGAACCGCUGAGCGCGCUGCGGACGCUGCGCGCCAGCGUGUUCGGCCGCCUGGUGUGCGUGAGGGGGACGGUGGUCCGAGUGAGCAACAUCAGGCCUCUGUGCACCAGGAUGGCCUUCAGGUGUCUGGGCAGCUCGCACAUGCAGUCGCUGCCUCUGCAGCACGGGAAGUACGCCACGCCUACCAAGUGCAUCCAGCCCGAUUGCCGCAGUCGUUCCUUCGCCCCGAUCCGGAGCUCCCCUCUUACUCACACCGUGGACUUCCAGAUCAUCAAGGUGCAGGAGUUGAUCGGCGGAGAGCAGAGGGAGACUGGACGGAUCCCGCGCACCGUGGAGUGUCACCUGACCUCCGACCUCUGUGAUAGCUCCGUCCCCGGAGACACGGUCACCGUGACCGGCAUAGUUCGAGUCACCAGCGACGGUACUUCACGGGGGAACAAGGAUCAGUGCAUGUUCCUCCUCUACCUGGAAGCCACUUCAGUCAGCAAUACUAAAGGUCAAAGGUCCAAGUCGGGUCAGGGGUCAGGAGGGUCGCUUGAAGAUCGUUCUGGAGGGGAGGAGUUCAGCCUGAAGGAGCUGUACGCCGUCCAGGAGAUCCAGUCGCAGCCGGACCUGCUGAGACUUAUAGUACACUCUUUGUGUCCCGUCAUCUACGGCCAACUGCUGGUGAAGGCCGCGUUGUCCUUGGUGUUGUUCGGAGGCCGGCAGAAACACACGGACAAGAACAGCGUCCCGGUUCGAGGAGACCCCCACAUCCUGAUGGUGGGAGACCCCGGACUGGGGAAGAGUCAGAUGCUGCAGGCGGUGUGUAACUUGGCUCCCAGAGGGAUCUAUGUGUGCGGCAACAGCACAAGCACCGCAGGUCUAACCGUGAGUUUAUCCAGGGAUGCAGGAACUGGGGAUUUUGCUCUGGAGGCCGGAGCCUUGGUUCUGGCUGACCAAGGCCUGUGCUGCAUUGACGAGUUCGACAAGCUGGGCAGCCAACAGCAGGCUCUGCUGGAAGCCAUGGAGCAGCAGUCCGUGAGUCUGGCGAAGGCUGGAAUCGUGGCCUCUCUGCCCGCCCGGACGUCCGUCGUGGCUGCCGCGAACCCCGUCGGAGGACAUUACAACCGGAGCAAGACGGUUUCUGAGAAUCUCAAAAUGGGCUCGGCGAUUCUCUCUCGAUUCGACGUCGUCUUCCUCCUCCUGGACAUCCCAGACGAGUCGCACGAUCGCCACCUGUCGGAGUACAUCAUGGCGAACCGGGCCGGAAAAGGCCGAACCAGCGGCGCCGUGGUUACCAGGGCCGGCAACGACCUGGAGACCUCCAUCCUGCUGGAUCACUCGGACAUGCCGCUGUCUGAACGUUUGCAGGUACAAGCGGGGGAAACCGUAGACCCCAUCCCGGUGUGUUUGUUGAGGAAGUACAUCAGCUACGCCCGUCAGUAUGUGCACCCCAGGCUCUCUCCCGAGGCGGCACAAACGCUGAAGACCUUCUACCUGUCGCUGCGAGCUCAGGGCCACUCCGCUGAUUCCACGCCCAUCACCACGCGGCAACUAGAGUCUUUAAUCCGGCUGACUGAGGCGAGAGCCAGACUGGAGCUCAGGGAGACGGCCACCAACAGCGAUGCUGAAGAUGUGGUGGAGAUCAUGAAACACAGUCUGGCGGAUACAUAUUCAGACGGUCUGGGCAAUCUGGACUUUGAGCGCUCUCAGCUGGGAUCGGGCAUGAGUCAGCGGAGCGCUGCGAAGCGACUGGUCAACGCGCUGCACGCGCACGCCCAGAGGACCAAUCAGACGCAGUUUGACCUUCAGACGCUUCGAUCUGUGGCCACCCAGACGAACAUCAAGGUGAUGGACUUUGAAGGUCUCGUGAGUUCCCUGAACGAACAGGGUUUCCUGCUGAAGAAAGGAGCCAAGCUGUACCAGCUGCAGACCGUCUGACCGCCUUCCUGCAGACCUCAGGUCAG
This is a messenger RNA of Cyclopterus lumpus (lumpfish), 2477 nucleotides long. RefSeq names its product minichromosome maintenance 8 homologous recombination repair factor (gene mcm8). Gene Ontology annotation, cellular component: MCM complex; nucleus. NCBI's taxonomy places the organism in Eukaryota, Metazoa, Chordata, Actinopteri, Perciformes, Cyclopteridae. Gene Ontology annotation, molecular function: ATP hydrolysis activity; single-stranded DNA helicase activity; ATP binding. The transcript is spliced from 20 exons. The annotation marks the transcript as partial. Gene Ontology annotation, biological process: double-strand break repair via homologous recombination. The record is from RefSeq and is a predicted model, not a curated record.